AUGGACUCGACAGAAAGCAGAAUUUUGCGCAGAUGUUCAAUGGACUUCACGACAGGCAUGUUGGUGGAAGGAAUGCCGGAUAUGAAGAAUCGUGGGAUUGGCAGCGCUCCUGUCCACAUGACACAACAAAGCGCUCGAAAUAAAUUGCAUUGUCCGAGCACGUCAUUUCACUGUGAAAGCGACACUAGAAGCACGCAUAAACUAUCUUCUGUGUACUCAGGCGCUCAAUAG
Messenger RNA from Plasmopara halstedii, 231 nucleotides. RefSeq lists its product as uncharacterized. The record is from RefSeq and is a predicted model, not a curated record. Lineage: Eukaryota; Oomycota; Peronosporomycetes; Peronosporales; Peronosporaceae. Bases 1 to 231 code for a protein of 76 amino acids. The transcript has 3 exons.